AUGUUGCAAUUUGAGUUCCUUUUCUUGGAAUUAGGGCAUUUCGGGAAUAACAGAGUAGGGCCCCACCUGAUGCCACUUUCGUGUGUGUGUGCCGAUGGCGAUUUUCAAAUACAAUUAGUCUCGAGGUACUACAAUCACUCAUUGUCAUUUAAUGCAAUUACUGGAAGUGCUUACUGCUUCAAACGGGCUGGUUACCCCCAAACAAAAUCACGUGAGUUGCUUCGUCCCCAGCAUCAAACGAAUGGCUCCCGAACGUUGCGCUCCCAUAGCCAAUUACUGUCUUGCACGUGGUUCCCACAAGUCAUCACUGCCUGUCGCGUAGAAGCAGAUUUAUUUUGGCUUAUGUUGACUACCACUUUUCUGUUCCAGAUGAGAACA
Molecule: messenger RNA, 378 nt
Organism: Dicrocoelium dendriticum
Lineage: Eukaryota; Metazoa; Platyhelminthes; Trematoda; Plagiorchiida; Dicrocoeliidae
Source: the annotation of a GenBank genome assembly